GCAAUACUGGAUAACCUUCAAAUUUUUUUGGAAUUAAAAUCUGAUAAUUUAUAUCAUCAUUUUGUCAUUGUUUUGUUUGAUCAAAAUCGGAAUGUGGCGUAAUUUUCUAAAGUUAGGCUUUCCUGUUCUGAGGAAUUCUGUUGAAGUAUCAAAACAUCCUGAAAGUCAGAAAUCUUGCUAUUCAUCAAUGAAAAUCUUAAUAAAUCAUAAUAGAAAUAUUUCGCGUUCAACCACAUUAAAUAUGUUUAUUCAGACCCAAGAAACUCCAAACCCCAAUAGUCUUAAAUUUUUACCCGGUGUACAAGUUUUGGAGUCAGGACAAACUAUUGAUUUCCCCACAGGACAGGCUGCUUAUUGUUCGCCCUUAGGAAAGUUACUUUUCAGAAUUGAAGGAGUUAAAAGCAUAUUUCUUGGCUCAGAUUUCAUAACUGUCACAAGAAAUGAUGAUGAUGUUGACUGGAAAAUUUUAAAACCAGAAAUUUUUGCCACUAUAAUGGAUUUUUUUGCAAGUGGUUUACCUGUGUUGAAUGAGGCUUCACCUAAUCAAGAUACUCAAAUCAAUGAAGAUGAUGAUGAAACUGUUCAAAUGAUAAAGGAACUCUUAGAUACCAGAAUUCGACCCACUGUUCAAGAAGAUGGAGGUGACAUUAUUUUUGUGGGUUACGAAGAUGGUAUAGUAAAGUUGAAGAUGCAAGGUGCUUGCUCCAGUUGUCCUAGUUCGGUUGUUACUCUCAAAAAUGGAGUGCAGAAUAUGAUGCAGUUUUAUAUUCCGGAAGUGUUGGGAGUUGAACAAGUUAUUGAAGAGUCUGAAAAAGUUUCUGAGAGGUAUUUCAAGGAGAUAGAUAAAAAAAUUGAAGCAAAGGAUACUAAAUGAAAUGACUAAAAUUUGUUAGUUUCAAAUAUUGUAAAUAUAAGAGAUGUUUAGAUAGAAAUUAUAAUUUUAUCCAUUGAAUAUUCAUGAAUGUAUGUGAUCAAAUGUAUAUAGAUAUCUAAUUUAAUUUUGAUUACUCUCCUAUGUGAAAAUUUAUUAUAAACCUUCAAAUGUUCAAGACAUUUGCCGAAUGAGAGGUAGAAGUUCAAGUUUCUGUUAUUGAUGUAAACAUGAUAGAAAUUACAAGUUUCAUGUGUGGACUAACAGGGAAAAA
Molecule: messenger RNA, 1145 nt
Organism: Leptinotarsa decemlineata (Colorado potato beetle)
Lineage: Eukaryota; Metazoa; Arthropoda; Insecta; Coleoptera; Chrysomelidae
Product: NFU1 iron-sulfur cluster scaffold homolog, mitochondrial
Biological process (GO): iron-sulfur cluster assembly
Cellular component (GO): mitochondrion
Molecular function (GO): iron ion binding; iron-sulfur cluster binding
Source: RefSeq, a predicted model, not a curated record